GCCCACUCUUUCAUCAUCACCAUCAUGGAUGUCGAGAUGCUCGAUGUUUCUUCGGGUGCUCCCCAAAUCUCUGCCAGCAGUCGAUUCUGCGCCUCGUGCAAAAAGCCAAUGCCCAACGAUGCACUCUAUAAAUCGUGUGAGCUAUGUCUAACCAAGAAACGGGAAUACCAGAGAAGACGCGCCACCGAACGAAAGAAGCAAAUAAUGGCUAUUAAAGAUGUUGUUGGGAUGAAAAGGAAGGCUGAGGAUGUCGUAUUGGAUGCGAAUGCGAAGAAGAAAAGGGUCAGACAAAUUUUACGGGAGGUACAAGUAACGGACUCAGUACAGGACCCCGUGGUCUCUAAAGGAGUCAGCGGAACCUUCGUUGUCCAAACGGCGUCCGACCUUUACAAGCUCGUGAAAGCCCAACCAAAGCUCGUGAAAGCCUGCCAUUCCAUCAUUUCUGUCGAAUCCAUCGAUCACCAGAAACGUACCAAGCUUGUGUCGAAAGAUCUUCUUUCCUUUGCGGGACUCAGAUUCGACCGCUUCGAGAAUAUUUUUAACGGGAUACAUCUUCCCGGCACCUAUACGCGUAUCUUCAAGUGCAAGUGCCAGUCGAAAGAGCCGUCGAAGGAACAGGAGCCGUUGAAGCGUAGGGCAAGCGACUUAAGCUCUUGGGUUGUUUCUUCAAAGUCCAAAUCGCCAGAGGGCCCUUGCUCAGGUAGGAUCACUGUCGUCGCAGAGGACGAUAAUUCUCAUCCUUUGGGUAUCCCUGGGCAAAAGGUUACUGUCACCGUUAACCACUAAAGCUUGUCCUUGUCUUUUCUUCUUGCUUCAAUUUACCUUAUGCUUGUAGAUAAAUCAUC
Molecule: messenger RNA, 845 nt
Organism: Desarmillaria tabescens
Lineage: Eukaryota; Fungi; Basidiomycota; Agaricomycetes; Agaricales; Physalacriaceae
Exons: 3
Coding region: 25-786 (253 amino acids)
Source: RefSeq, a predicted model, not a curated record